UUAUUAUUAGUAGUAUCAUCAUCAUUUAUUUUUAUUUUACACUGUCCACGUCAUCGGUCAUAGCCUGGUGUUUGGUGGAGGUGGAGAGCAGCUCGUUGAUGAUUUAUCCAGAUAUGACAUGAAUGUCAGUCGGUCAAGGUCCACUCAGCUCCGCCGGUGCCACAGCUGGAUCCUUAGCCUCGAAGCGUUUGGAUGAUUUUUUUUUGUCUUUAUUUACUCGAGUGAAGGACGACGAGGCGUCGAGAUUUGUUUGUGUGUGAGCAGCAGCAGCAGCAGCAGCAGCGUGGAGUCGAGUCUCACCGUGGGCAUGACACGCUGCAGUAAAGAUUGAGAGAGACGAACUGGGAAUGUUACCGAUCAGAAAACGCCGAUGAUGUGAUUGCGACACUUGGACGUCGGAAAAUGCUCCACAGUCAUGAUCGCCGCGCGCCGAGGAAAUCUUUAAUAUCGCUGAUAUAACACCUGACGUUUACCCAGAGAAGCACUGAUAACAGGACGCCACCAUGUCGGCGGUGAUGAUUACGCGCAAGGUGCGUAAAUGGGAGAAGCUCCCGGGCAAGAACACGUUCUGCUGCGACGGCCGGGUGAUGAUGGCCCGGCAGAAAGGAGUCUUCUACCUGACCCUCUUCCUCAUCGUGGGGACCUGCUCGCUCUUCUUUGCCUUUGAAUGUCCGUACCUGGCCGUGCAUCUGUCUCCCACAAUCCCAGUCUUCGCUGUCCUGCUCUUCCUUUUCGUCAUCGCCAUGUUGCUGAGGACGAGCUUCAGUGACCCCGGGGUGCUGCCCCGUGCGCUGCCAGAGGAGGCCUCGUUCAUCGAGAUGGAAAUCGAGGCCGCCAAUGGGAACGUCCCCGCAGGCCAGCGGCCGCCGCCGCGAAUCCGCAACGUUCAGAUCAACAACCAGAUCGUGAAGCUCAAAUACUGCUACACCUGCAAGAUCUUCAGACCGCCGCGAGCGUCUCACUGCAGCAUCUGUGACAACUGUGUCGACCGUUUUGAUCACCACUGUCCGUGGGUCGGCAACUGUGUGGGCAAGAGAAACUACCGCUACUUCUACCUGUUCACCAUGUCCCUCUCCCUGCUCACCAUUUACAUCUUCACCUUCGACAUUGUCCACGUGGUCAUGCGUUCAGUGGACAAUGGCUUCUUGAACACUUUGAAAGAAACACCUGGAAGUGUGCUGGAGGUGUUGGUGUGUUUCUUCACCCUGUGGUCAGUGGUGGGACUGACCGGCUUCCACACCUACCUGAUCUCUCUCAACCAGACCACCAAUGAGGACAUUAAAGGAUCCUGGUCUGGAAAGAACAGAGUCCAGAAUCCAUACAGCCACAAGAACAUCAUGAAAAACUGCUGCGAGGUUCUGUGUGGGCCCGCCUACCCGAGUGUGCUGGACAGAAGAGGACUGAUGCACGAGGAUUCGUCUGCUUCUGCCACAUCUGCUGCGCCGCCCGGCAACAGCAUGAGCAGCAGCAACAGCAUGAGCAGCAGCACAGCGCCAACAACCAUGCAUGCUGUCCUCUGCCUACAGAAAACCACGGCUCCACCCAUCCCCAACGAGCACACGCCGGAAGACGUCAAGCCAAGCAUCGCCGCCUCGGAGCAGAAGAGCCCCUCCCCCAAAGAGCAGCGCCCUCCCACCCCUAAGAUCCCGCCGCUGGCUUCACCGGAGACGGAUGCGGAUGCGACCAUCACCAAGGACAAGACCCAUUAGCUGCAUGAGGGGACGGCCUUAAUCAGCCACUCCCCCUCCCUUUGCAGCACCUUCCCUGAUCAGGAACUGGAACAUUAAUAAUCGAUGUCUGAUGAUUACUGUGCAGGUGACCUCGCUCCUCCUCCGACCUUUGUCCCACAUUCAGAUCCGAGGAGCAGAGUUUGUGCUGCCGCAGCUCGUCCUCCUCCCUCCUUCUCCUCAGCAGGAGCUGCAGGAGUGUGUGACUGACACAAACUCCCGCUGGAAGAGGAGGAGGAGGAGGAGUAGGAGUGAUGUAGUGGAACACUAGCAGCUUCCUCCAACUCCUGAAUACUGCAUGGAAAAGACAGGCAGCCUGUGGGAAAACUGCAAUGUAAACAGAAAAACAACAACAACAACAACAAAACUCUUUAAUGGGUUGUUAUGAUCGUCACUACGACUUUUCCUUAUUUAAAGUUGCAUAAUGACAUUUAUUGUGAGAAGCCAGUUCAAAUAUAUUCCUUUACAAGUGUCUGGCAAAGACAGCGACAGAGUCGUACUUGUGGACUUGUGUAUAAACCUCCAAACAUACGGUCAGUUUUUGUUGUGUGCACAUUACAUACUCUACAUGCCCCUAUGCAAGCCAUGAGAAGGUGUGUGUGUGUGUGUGUGUGUGUGUGUGUGUGGACACGUGUGAUGUCCAGGCAGGGGGAGGGAGGACAUGUAAAGUCUGAGAACUGACUGAGAAAAUCACUAACGGCUCCUUCCAGGCAAAUCAAAAAAAUUGACCUUUUUUUCUGAUUAAUGCUGCAUUCAGUACUGUUCUUACCUUUUUUCUAACACAGUUUGAUCCAGACUUGUCCUUCCAUUUUUUUUUUUUAUAUAAGAGAGGAUGUUGCGGGACGCCAUGAGACAAGGAGGUGGAGCUGGGGUGAAAGUGAGACCUGACGUCCCGAUGACCCCCGAGACACUCGUAGUAACAGUGCCUUAUCGUAGGUCGUUUAACAGCGACACCGUCUACAGUGUUAAGUAAAAAAACAACAACACUCCAUUGACUUGCCCGUAGAGUAGUGAAAAUGUCACGAGAAGAUUUGUGUCGCAUGCCUGUGUCAUGAGCAUGAAGCUACGCGUGCGACGUGGCGAGCGUUUGCUUAGCGUUCACACUGAAGACGGUGUGUGGUUUUUACAACGCCAGCUCUUUCUCUACUUCCUGUCAUUUCUACACGUCAGUAUUUACAACAAAUUUAAACGAGCAUUUAAUGAAACUGCGUUCACCUAUGAGAGGAGAGUAAGGGCAUAUGAUUGCACACGUUUCAGGCGACAUCGGCACACCUUUUGUUUUCUCUUCAAAUCUUAAGUGAUUGUUAAUUAUUCUGCCUGUGAGCUCGAGUGCCUCCUCCUGCAAAUCACAUCAGAGCUGAUUCCCCCCCGAGUCUUCUCUUCUCUUCUCUCUCUCUCCGUCUCUUCCUGCCGUCCUCUGCCUUUUCACAGCCAACCCGUCUUCUCCUCCUGUCCCUCAUAUGUGUGCAGUGAGGACGUCGCACACGCCUGUGUGUCUUUAGUGUCUUUAGUGUCUUUAGUUCGCAGAGGUCGCUGCAGCCGCUCACGGGAGAGAAAGUGAAGCAGAUUCUUAGUAUUUAGAGUUUGUCCUAGUGAUUGUGUCAUUAUGCAAGAAGACAGAUUUAGUGUUUUGUGAAAUAUACCUGUGUAGAAAUUCUAGUUUGUCAACAGCAUCGUGUCAGAGGCCUAAAAAAAUCUGCCCCCGGGACUCAGAAUUCCUCCUUAAUCCCCUUAAAGAAUUGACUUAAAGAUAAAAGAAAAUUUGCUGGGACUGUAUGAUUAUUUUUACUGGAGCAGUUUAAUGCUCGUGACUGAUCAGAGAUACUAAAUAGUAAAAUAUAAACGUGUGACAUCAUUUUAUCACUGAAAUACCUGCACUAAGUCGAUUGUAUUGAAACAUUGACAUUUAGCUGAUUGAGUCAAGCCUAAAAAAAAAAAAAAACCCUAAAUAUUCUAAAGAAAAUUCACAUUUUUAAAGCUUGAAAUCAUUUUUUUCCCCUCAAACUAAACAAAUGAAUGAUUGCUGUCAGUUUUCCUCUUUUUUUCCUCUUGUUUGAUCAGCACCUUUUUUCCAGCGUUCACUGUUGAAGGAGGAGGAGGAGGAGGAUGAUGACACGUCUGUUGGAAGAUGCUGUAAAGUGUGUGGCAGUAUUGUUUUCUGUGAAGUGAAGAACGUGUAUUUAACUGAGAUAUUUGUUGGGAACGCGGAUCGACGAUGUUCGGCUGUAACGAGAAGUACUUAACCGAGAUUAGUUUUAGUGACGUUUUCUUUGUGGAAAGUUGUUUGAAGGCGGUUUUGCGAUGUGUCCGAUCAAGAAUGUAUGUGAUCCAUAAAUGAAGGGAACCGAUUUUUAAAGGGACAGUUGACGUGUGUGUGUGUGAUUCCUGUGUCGAAUGCUCUGUUCAAUCUAUUACAUUGCAUCAUGUAUACAUAUACAGUACUAUACCAUUGAUGAAGCUCUUAUUUAUGUUCACUUUUAGUAUCAACACUGUGAUUAUAUGUAUUUAAUUUGAUUUACUUCACUGCUUUUUACAUGAUCAAUGUGGCAAAUAAACACUAUUGUCUUAUUA
Molecule: messenger RNA, 4298 nt
Organism: Solea solea (common sole)
Lineage: Eukaryota; Metazoa; Chordata; Actinopteri; Pleuronectiformes; Soleidae
Gene: zdhhc9
Product: zinc finger DHHC-type palmitoyltransferase 9
Exons: 10
Coding region: 504-1709 (401 amino acids)
Biological process (GO): protein targeting to membrane; peptidyl-L-cysteine S-palmitoylation
Cellular component (GO): endoplasmic reticulum; Golgi apparatus
Molecular function (GO): protein-cysteine S-palmitoyltransferase activity
Source: RefSeq, a predicted model, not a curated record